CCACAUGUAGAAAUCGUCACGUCACUAUUAAACUUCUUUCGCCAGAAAAACGUCAACCGCGACAUUGCCACUUGCCGCUGCUAGAUUUCUUACGUGUCUCUAUCUCUAUCUUUGUCUCUCUCUCUCUCUCUCUCUCUCUCUCUCUCUUUCUCUCUCUCUCUCUCUCUAUUGCCCGGCCAACAUCCAACAUCCUGUUCGUGGAAUUAUGCGUCUAGCACGCACGUAACGCGCUGUUCUUGCAGAUCAUCGCUAUUGAAUCGUUCAAAAAGCGGAUUUUGUGAUACUUUAUUCUAUUUGCAGCAGAAAUAAAGACCGUGGUGACAGACGAAGGAUCACGAUUUCAUCGCGCGAGAGGGCCAAGCCCGCCCUCCUCCUAUCAGAAAAAAACUUGAAAAAUGAGUAGAACAAGGGAACAAGCAGGCCCGUCUAAAUCGUCGGGAUCCGCGGGCUCCGCGGAAGAGAAGGAGAAGGAUGACAGGAUGUUUGAGUGCAAUAUUUGUUUGGACACUGCAAAAGAUGCGGUAGUCAGUAUGUGCGGCCAUCUCUUUUGUUGGCCAUGUCUACAUCAAUGGUUGGAAACUAGACCCUCCAGACAGGUCUGUCCAGUAUGCAAAGCUGCUAUAAGCAAAGACAAAGUCAUUCCAUUAUAUGGACGUGGUGCCACAAAGCAUGAAGAUCCGAGGAACAACGUACCACCACGUCCAGCCGGUCAAAGAUCAGAACCGGAGGCCAAUGUCGGUUUCUCCGGUUUCGGUUUCGGCGAUGGUUCCUACAUGUCUUUCGGCAUUGGCACUUUUCCGUUUGCUUUUUUCACGUCAACCUUUAACUUCGGAGAAGCACGACCAAGCGCAGCUCCUAGAGGUACGCCGCAAUAUGAAGAAGAGCAAUUUUUAUCUAAAGUAUUUUUAUGGUUAGCAGUAAUAUUCAUCUGCUGGCUGCUGAUGGCAUAACAUUGCUCCUAAAUUUGAAGACAUUAAUUAAUAACUUGCAAUAAUUUGUCUUAUUUAUAAUAUCGUUUUCUAUGAUAAUCCUAACGCUCCAGUGGUUUCUAUCUUCACUUUUUGGAAAAAAAAUUUAUGUAUGUUUCAAAAAACCAUCCAAUUAAAAUUUC
This is a messenger RNA of Nylanderia fulva, 1111 nucleotides long. RefSeq names its product E3 ubiquitin-protein ligase RNF185. The record is from RefSeq and is a predicted model, not a curated record. Gene Ontology annotation, molecular function: ubiquitin protein ligase activity; metal ion binding. Gene Ontology annotation, biological process: ubiquitin-dependent protein catabolic process. NCBI's taxonomy places the organism in Eukaryota, Metazoa, Arthropoda, Insecta, Hymenoptera, Formicidae. Gene Ontology annotation, cellular component: endoplasmic reticulum.